AUAAUGCUGUUCAAACGCUCAAUUAUCCCUCUCAUGACCUCAAGACUGUCAAGGUCUUUCGCGCCCCUCAGAGCAGCAUCCCAGGGAUCCGGAGCAGUGGUUGCCAAAGAAGACGAUAUUCCGGACGUAUAUGAGUUCAAAGAUGAAAACCAGGGAUGUCUUCCUUGUAAUUGGCCGGCUAAACCCUGUGAGUUUCAAAAUUUUACUGUAGUUAAAGAAGGAACGGAACCACGUGGGCCACAAAAAGAUUACCCGGAAUUGAAGUAUCAUAUGUCCUACGAUACCUCAAAAUAUAGACUGGGCAUGGUACCGGAAGCGUUUUUCAACUUCAUGCACGAGCGUACUGGUGUCUUGGGGCCCUAUAUGUUGCUUUGGGGAGGUGCAGUAACUCUGUUGUCGAAGGAGAUUUUGAUUUUCCAAGAAGAGUUCGGAGCUGUUCUGUCGUUCCUCACUGUCCCACCAAUGCUGGCUUAUUUAGUUGGCCCGAAGUUGGACAAAUAUUUCCGAACAAAAUACAAUGAGGAAAUGAUGGUUUUGGACAAAUUAAAGAAGAGUAAGAUUGAGCAGUUCUCGAACGAAGCCGACGCUCUCGAUGAAGACGCGGUCAGAGCAGAAGCUGGCAAAGAAAUCUUCCCGGCGUAUGCUGCGAACGCAGAAAACAUGGUUGAAGCUGAGUUCCGUCAACGACAGGAUCAAGUUUUUGAGGCGUUUAAGCGACGAAUGGAUUACCAAGUCGCUCUCCAAUCUUUGGAGGAGCAGGUAGUUCAGAAACAGAUGGUUUCCUGGGUGAAGCAGGAAGUUCACAAGACUAUUGACGCCAGGUCUCAGAAAGAAGGGAUAGCGCAAUGCUUGAAAGACUUGAAAGCCCUUGCCGCCACUAAUGUUACCAUUUAACCUGUAAAUCACAAGGACAGAAUUAAUCUGAAAAAGAAUGAUAGUAUUACACGAGGCUUGAAAUUGACAAAUAAUUGUUUAAAA
Symsagittifera roscoffensis is the source of this 978-nucleotide messenger RNA. Its product is annotated as ATP synthase F(0) complex subunit B1, mitochondrial-like. The record is from RefSeq and is a predicted model, not a curated record. Gene Ontology annotation, molecular function: proton-transporting ATP synthase activity, rotational mechanism. Lineage: Eukaryota; Metazoa; Xenacoelomorpha; Acoela; Convolutidae. Gene Ontology annotation, biological process: proton motive force-driven ATP synthesis. Bases 4 to 894 code for a protein of 296 amino acids. The transcript has a single exon.